AUGGCAGCCGCACUGUACAACAUGGCUCUUCGUCAGGCCUCGUCCAUUGGCUCAGACCUCACCCGCCUUGAGAGCGAACCGCCGUCAUCCUCGUCCUGCGUCGCCCUCCAAGGCCAAAUCGCAGCCUCCCUUUCAGCCUUCGCUCGAACAGUCGACGAUUACGAGAGCAUGUCGAGGCGAGAGAUGAACGAGACGAAGCGCGAUAAGGCAAUGGCUCGAGUCAAGAAGUUCAGAGAAGAUGACAAGGAGAUGCGCAGCAAUUUGGCCCGCAUCAAGAAUCGUGAUCCAGCAUCCUUCGUUCAAAGCAAUGGCAACGGCGCAUCUUCUUCCUCGUCAUCGUCAACAGCCUUUGCUUCAACUUCUGCUGCAUCAAGAAUGCCCGCCGCCAAUCUUGAGUCCCCCUUUUCCCUUCACGCCCGCAACAACACCACAGCGAUGCACAACUCCUCCCAAGGUGGUCUAUCAUCAGACCCGCUGGCAGCAUACAAGAUGAACGCAUCCACGCAAGCUAUGUUCGGAGACUCAUUGUCGGCUCGCGAGAACCAUGCUCUUCGCGAGCACUCCUUUAUUCAGAACACCGAACAGCAGCUGGACGCAUUCAUUGCGCAGGGCAAAGAGGUGUGGACCAAUCUGACAGAGCAGCGCGAUAUCCUCAAGGGGACGAGGCGUAAGCUCCUCGACGCUGCGAAUACGAUGGGGCUGAGUAGGAAUGUGAUCAACAUGAUUGAGAGGAGGUCCACACAGGAUAACGCAAUCUUCGCUGUUGGGGCUCUCUUCACUCUGGUGUGCUUUUACUACAUAUACAAAUGGUUCGGAUGAUUAUCCCCUUCCCUACUGUACAUACAGAGCUGCUGAUUUCAGUUCCUGCUGCCCAUGUCACUUUGAUACCAUCAUGCCCUCUCGCGCGCUUGUGGCACUGCCUAAUUGAGUCGAGUCCCGUGGAUGAAGAGCAGGCCUCCCUCACUCAAGGCGUGCUGCGAUCCUUCUCUCAAUCCUUUUGGCUCCUCGCCGAGAAGCUGAUGCUCUCGUCGAGGGCAAUGAGGGACUGGCGAGACAGAGCAAGAGACUGCAAAAGAGCUGCCUCUCGUAGACCUCACCGUCAGCCUCUGGAU
Molecule: messenger RNA, 1112 nt
Organism: Jaminaea rosea
Lineage: Eukaryota; Fungi; Basidiomycota; Exobasidiomycetes; Microstromatales
Exons: 2
Coding region: 1-819 (272 amino acids)
Biological process (GO): vesicle fusion; endoplasmic reticulum to Golgi vesicle-mediated transport
Cellular component (GO): SNARE complex; Golgi apparatus; late endosome membrane
Molecular function (GO): SNAP receptor activity; SNARE binding
Source: RefSeq, a predicted model, not a curated record